AUGGAGGUUGGGCAAGAAUGGAGCUCCUUCAACGGAGUUAAUUCUAUUAAUGAAGAAGCUAAUUUUAUGGCUCAAUUAUUUCAGGACUCUUUGACGUCAUCCUGCUACUCGGGUAUGAGUACAGGGGAUGACAAUUUGUCGGUUUUUCUAACCGAUUUGUCACAAGGAAGUUCGACUUACAGUGGCAGUGGGCCCAGUGCCACUGCCACUGGUCGCAGUAGCAGUAAUAGUAAUAACAGCAGUACUACUAGUACUGUUGCGUAUCCAUUUCAGGGUACUUAUUGUUUAAGUGAUGCUUAUGAGUUUUUUCCGGUUGAGUAUUAUCCUAGUGCAAACAAAAAUUUUGUGCACUAUUUUCCAUGUAAUAAUUCCAUGGAAACUAAUGUUGAAAUGGGUUAUGGUGGAGAUCAUCAACCAGCAUUGUCAGAUACACAAUUGCAGUUGAAACAAGAGUAUGAUCACAUUUCUGAAAUUGAACCGGUUUCUGACGAUGUCAAAUGUAAUGACUUGUUAGAUAAUGGCGGAAGGAAACGAUCCAGAAUCAUAGAGAAGGGGAAAAGAAAUACUAGGACAAAAAAGAAUCAGAAAACUGGUUCAGACGAUGAAGAUAAUAAUGUUCCUGAGAUUCAUAGACAAAAUUCAGGUAGUUGUUCGGAAGAGGACUAUAAUGGCGUAGCAGUUUGUUCGAGUUUGAGCUCCAAAGGGACUGCAACUAUCAACUCCAACGGUAAAACAAGAGCUAGUAGGGGGGCUGCAACCGAUCCUCAGAGUAUUUAUGCUAGGAAAAGGAGAGAAAGGAUUAAUGAAAGACUAAAAAUCUUGCAGAAUCUUGUUCCUAAUGGAACCAAGGUUGAUAUAAGCACAAUGCUUGAAGAAGCUGUCCAAUAUGUCAAAUUUUUGCAGCUGCAAAUCAAGUUAUUGAGUUCAGAUGACUUAUGGAUGUAUGCACCUCUUGCAUACAAUGGAAUGGACAUUGGUCUUGAUUCAAAGAUUAGAGCUCUACUAUAA
Molecule: messenger RNA, 1008 nt
Organism: Amaranthus tricolor (Joseph's coat)
Lineage: Eukaryota; Viridiplantae; Streptophyta; Magnoliopsida; Caryophyllales; Amaranthaceae
Product: transcription factor bHLH84-like
Exons: 5
Coding region: 1-1008 (335 amino acids)
Biological process (GO): regulation of transcription by RNA polymerase II
Cellular component (GO): nucleus
Molecular function (GO): protein dimerization activity; DNA-binding transcription factor activity, RNA polymerase II-specific; RNA polymerase II cis-regulatory region sequence-specific DNA binding
Source: RefSeq, a predicted model, not a curated record